Aricia agestis (brown argus) is the source of this 1281-nucleotide messenger RNA. RefSeq lists its product as uncharacterized. Bases 1 to 1281 code for a protein of 426 amino acids. The transcript is spliced from 2 exons. The record is from RefSeq and is a predicted model, not a curated record. Lineage: Eukaryota; Metazoa; Arthropoda; Insecta; Lepidoptera; Lycaenidae.
AUGUGGACCUGGCGGUCACCAGAUGGGAGAGCAAAAAACGAAAUUGAUUUCAUUCUGACUAACAAAGCCAGUUUCUUCUCAAACUUCGACGUAAUCAGCAGGCUAAAUUUCAACACCAAUCACCGACUUAUAAGAGCUAAACUCAAAACACUAGAACCUAGAAAACACAGACCGGAAAUCAAACCAGGAAAAAUAAAACUUGGAAAACAUCAAGUAGAAGAGCUACAGAGAACUUUAAAGGAGAAAUUUAAUAAUUUCAAGUCAGAAACCAUAGACCUAAAUAUUCAGGGAAAAUACAACUAUUAUGAGCGCACAAUAACAGAGCAGCUCCAACUCACUGCGAACAAUAGAAUUACACAAAAAAAAUGGGUAUCAACUGACACUAUUAAACUAUUGGAGCAAAGGAACAAUCUAAUCUGUUCAAGAAAUAUUUCAGACAGGAGAAAACUCAUAACAAAAAUAAGCAAAGAAAUCAAGGAGAGUAUGCGCAAGGAUAGGAAAAGGAACAGACUGGAAAUAAUCGAAAAAUAUAUACUGAAAACCGGUGGCAUCAAAAAAGCUUACAAAGAAUUAGAGAAUUCUAAAGAUUGGAUCGUAAAAAUGAAAAACAACUCAAGAAAGCAAUGUCACGACAGGUCUGAAAUACUGUCAAUUGCAACAGAUUACUACAAAAUGUUAUAUGGAUGUGAAAACAGUACACUGGAAGACAGCAAUAUAAUGACCACCGACAAUUGCAACAACCUCUCAGGCCCCAGCCCACCGGCCCUAAACGUUCCCAACAUAUUGCAAGUAGAAGUAGAGAAUGCUAUAGAUAGCUUAAAAAAAGACAAAGCACCAGGCCCUGAUGGCAUAGAUAAUGAUAUCCUCAAACACAACAAGGAAACAAUUAUACCUAUAUUGACAGAGCUUUUUAACGACAUACUGGUCACCGAAAUUAUACCUCAACAAUGGACCGAAUCUAACAUUAUUUUACUACACAAGAAAGGAGACAAACAUGACAUAGGAAAUUAUAGGCCAAUCAGCCUCAUGUCGAAUACCUACAAAAUCUUUGCUAAGAUCCUACUAAACAGAAUGGAAAGGACAUUAGACGAGCAGCAAACAAUCGAACAAGCUGGGUUUCGUAAGGGCUACUCAGUCCUCGAUCACAUCCACGUGGUCCGCCAAAUUCUAGAAAAGUUCACACAACUAGUUGACACAGUAACAAUGGCGUGUAUCGGGAGCACCCUGUACAGCCGUAAGGCGCUGGGGGCGGGCGGCGCCUGCACGCGCCCCGCAGUAUAA